AUGGGUUGUUUAUUCCACUUAGGGCAGUGUUUAUGGAGGAAAAUCCAAGAGCUACAUCUUGUUGAAGAAUAUCGCAAUGAUGAAAAUGUGAGAAUGCAUUUGAAAAUGUUACUAGCGUUAUCUUUUGUCCAAGAGGGCGACGUAAUCACUGCUUUUGAGGAGCUAACCGAAAGCUGUCCACGAGAAAUUGAUGCAGUCAUCGAUUACUGGGAAGAUACUUAUAUGGGACGGCAAAGAAGAAAUCGGAGAGCAGAUCCAAAAUUUCCUAUUCAUGUAUGGAAUGUUCAUGAUAGAGUGCACCAGGGCCUUCCGCGUACAAACAACUCUGUAGAAGGAUGGCAUCAUGCUUUCCAACACACCGUUGACUGUCACCAUCCAUGUAUUUUCAAAUUAAUAGACCACUUCAGGAAGGAACAAGACCGGGUAGAAAGAGUUGGAACAUUUUCGAGCCGGCUUCAGAAAUCCCGAAGCUUCCAAAAAGAAGAAAAUUCCGUUUCCAUCUCAAAUUGA
This is a messenger RNA of Parnassius apollo (apollo), 510 nucleotides long. The record is from the annotation of a GenBank genome assembly. Lineage: Eukaryota; Metazoa; Arthropoda; Insecta; Lepidoptera; Papilionidae.